CUAAUCAUCGGAGUUUCCCCUGGAAAACAAGCUUCGAUUCCAGGCCGCAAGAAGAGAUGAAAUCCCCAGGCUAACUGAAAACAUAAUCUAUGCUGUGCUUGAAACAUGAGGUUCCGAGCAAAGCUGCUGGAUAUUACCUGUAUUGACCAUUUGUCACGUGUUGUGUCGACCUUAGCAAGAAGUGUCAAGGCAUGUGUUCUUCGACUCUCCUCAGAUAAAGUGUGCUUUGUUAUAUCUGGGGGACGAGGUCCAGUAGGCGGAGCCAAUAUUUGGUGUGAGCUUUCUCAAAGCAACGUGUUUGAUGAGUACCGUAUUGAAGGCAAAGAUGAAAGCAAUGAGAUCUACCUGGAGCUGAAUAUAGAGCAACUAAGCAGAGCCCUCAAAUCAGCUCUCACUGCUCAGGUGCUGAAGAUAAAAUUGACCAAAAAGCAGGGACCUUGUCUAACACUGGAGAUCUUAUUGCCAACAAUGACUGGUGCUCAUCGAACAGUGGUACAUGAUAUACCCGUUGCCGUGGUACCAGUAAGAUUAUGGCCAGAUUACCAGGAGCCAGACAUGCCAGAAAUUGAUGUUAGUAUUUAUCUUCCUCCUCUGAAGCUGCUGAAGAAUAUAGUGGACAGAAUGAAGACAAUGAGCAACUUUGUGACUAUUUCCGCAAACAUGAAUGGAGAACUGAACAUAAAACUACAAACAGACUCAGUAACAGUCACAACAUACUUUAAGGACCUGCAAAACCAUCAUUUUCAAGAUACAUCAAUGAGUGAGAGCAGAGACAAUGACUUGACAAUGUGUGAGGCACGCGUGGAUAUUAGAAAGUUUAGCCAGUUUGUCCAAGGACAAUUUGUCCCAACCAAAGUCAUAUGUAAUGUGAUUGAUGGACGUGGUCUACAAAUAUUCCUUCUUCAUGAGGAUGUUUCACUCCAGUACUAUAUACCUGCUGUUUCCACAUAACUCUUUAUAACUAUCACUGUAUAUGUAUUCCCGGACUACUGCAAAAUUCAUACAAUC
Molecule: messenger RNA, 1008 nt
Organism: Halichondria panicea
Lineage: Eukaryota; Metazoa; Porifera; Demospongiae; Suberitida; Halichondriidae
Product: checkpoint protein HUS1-like
Exons: 7
Coding region: 106-951 (281 amino acids)
Biological process (GO): mitotic intra-S DNA damage checkpoint signaling; mitotic DNA replication checkpoint signaling; telomere maintenance
Cellular component (GO): nucleolus; checkpoint clamp complex; site of double-strand break
Source: RefSeq, a predicted model, not a curated record